Molecule: messenger RNA, 645 nt
Organism: Dendrobium catenatum
Lineage: Eukaryota; Viridiplantae; Streptophyta; Magnoliopsida; Asparagales; Orchidaceae
Product: profilin
Exons: 3
Coding region: 38-433 (131 amino acids)
Cellular component (GO): cell cortex
Molecular function (GO): actin monomer binding
Source: RefSeq, a predicted model, not a curated record
GAGGAGAGAACAAUAGGAAUUGAGGAAGAUAGCGAAAAUGUCUUGGCAAACGUAUGUUGAUGAGCAUCUGAUGUGCGACAUUGACGGUCACCACCUCUCCGCGGCGGCGAUCGUCGGCCACGAUGGCAACGUGUGGGCCAAGAGCGAUUCCUUCCCGCAGUUCAAGCCUCAGGAAAUCACUGCUAUUAUGAAUGAUUUCAAUGAACCAGGAUCCCUAGCUCCUACUGGCUUGUUUCUUGGGCCCAACAAAUAUAUGGUUAUCCAGGGAGAGGCAGGAUCUGUUAUACGUGGAAAGAAGGGUUCUGGAGGAGUCACUGUUAAGAAGACCAAUCAAGCAAUUAUUUUUGGCAUUUAUGAUGAGCCCAUGACACCAGGGCAAUGCAAUAUGGUGGUGGAGAGGCUGGGAGAUUACCUCAUAGACCAAGGCCUGUAGCUUUCCGGUCAUAUAGCUACAUGAUUUACCCCCUCCAAUCUAGCAUAUUUUCCACCAGUCUAUUACCAUUUCUAAGCAUCCAUUUGUGAGAGCAUGAGCUUCUUGAUGCCUUUGUUUGUCUAGCUAAUAAUCUUCUAACCUGGCAAGAUUGUUAUCUUACAUGGCACUUGUCUUAAUAUUUUAUUCAAUAGUUAUAUAAUUGUUACUGUUUA